Acanthochromis polyacanthus (spiny chromis) is the source of this 6210-nucleotide messenger RNA. Its product is annotated as leucine-rich repeat-containing protein 4C-like. Bases 1339 to 3234 code for a protein of 631 amino acids. Gene Ontology annotation, molecular function: cell-cell adhesion mediator activity. Gene Ontology annotation, cellular component: glutamatergic synapse; plasma membrane; postsynaptic density membrane. The record is from RefSeq and is a predicted model, not a curated record. The transcript is spliced from 2 exons. Gene Ontology annotation, biological process: synaptic membrane adhesion; regulation of axonogenesis; modulation of chemical synaptic transmission. Lineage: Eukaryota; Metazoa; Chordata; Actinopteri; Pomacentridae.
GCAAAGUGGUCAAAGUUAAAGUGCUCUCCCCCUCCUCUCCCCUCCACCUCUCGGGAACACGCCUACACAUGCAUGCGCGCACCUACCUACGUACACUCCUCUUACCUACACACGCACACGCACACGUGACUCCGACGCGCAGAUCUGGUGCCUGGAGAUUUCAACGUGCUCGCUAUUCAAGUCAUGGACUGCAGCGAGCGGAGGGACCAUUAGGAGCCGGUGGCAGAGAGAGAGAGAGAGAGAGAGGAGAGGGGGGGAGAAAAAGAAGAAAAAAAGCAGCAAAAGCCGCUUUAUUUGUGGAUGAUGCUGCUCCACCGCCCGGAUCCCGGACGCACGGAUUUAUCCCCAACAGCCGCUCUUAUGUAAUCAAUACACCGAACUGCUUUUGGGAGGGAACGCAGCACCUGCUUAAUCGAAAAAUACUGUAUGCCAUAUGCUGUGCCGUUUUUUCUCUCUCCUCUCUUCCAGAGCAGCCUAUGGCAAUCCAUUUGUCCUGAUGCGACGCGUGUGAUGGUUGCAGUGGGACGGAUAUCCUUAAUUUGAUCCAAUAGGCGUUCUCAGGGUUUUUUUUUCUUUUUUCUUCUCCUCGUCGCUCCUGUUUGCACCUCUUCCACGCUGACCUUAUCAACAAUGCUUUAAAAAAUAGGUGAUUGUUUAUCCCCACUACGUCCCCAGUGUUCAUUGUUUUUGGUUUGGAGGAGAAACCCCCCAAAAGGAAGCCUCGGACUGCCCAAAUUCCACGAGAAUCUCACCACUUUUUUUGGUUCUUUUUUUUUUGUUUGUUUUUUCGCUUGGAUUUGGAAGGAAACCACCAGUGGGAGUCAACUGGUUCUGGAGGAUAAAGAAGCAGAAGAAGAACUGGGCCUGUUUGGACUUGAUUUGCCGUCAGAAACUCUGCAGGAUUUCCUCCUCCUCUCCAGUCCAGAGGAAUACCUUCAGGUCCGGGGAGCCGCUGCUGAUUCUGCUGCUGCUGCUGGUGCGUUUUUUCAUCCAUCCGUGGGAAUGGUGGCCGCACCGCGUAUCCACGCAACUCUUUCUGAGUGUUUGGCGUCUAUUCGCAGGCGAGCAUCUUGACUUGUGAUCGACAGAGAAACGCGGACUGCAGCAGCCUCCUUGUGUGUGUGGUUUUUUUUUUUUUUUGCUUCUUUUUUUUUUAUCCCCCCCCUUUUCACAUGGAGAUUUGUGCCACGGUCGCACCGCAAAUCUUGAAAACGGGGAACCGGGGCCCUGCCGCUGCCGCCGCCGCCGCUGCUGCUGCUGAUUUUUCCUGCACUGCUCUCAACCUCGAUUUCAUUCAUUCGAGAAAAAUGCAGAACACAAACAGCAGAUGAACUAUGAAUGCUGAACACAAUGAUCUCCUCCCUCCAGCGCCAGACAAUGAGAGGUCGUAGGCUGAAGGGGGCGCUCUCCAACCCCCUCUUUGUGCUGCUUUUGGCCCUUCAGAUCCUGGUGGUGGCUGGGCUGGUUCGCGCUCAGACCUGUCCCUCCGUCUGCUCAUGCAGUAACCAAUUCAGCAAAGUCAUAUGCACCCGCCGCAGCCUCCGAGACGUCCCCGAUGGCAUUUCCACCAACACUCGCUACCUGAACCUCCAGGAUAACCUUAUUCAGGUCAUCAAGGUGGACAGUUUCAAACACCUGCGCCAUCUGGAGAUCCUGCAACUGAGCAAGAAUCACAUCCGCAGCAUCGAAAUUGGCGCCUUCAAUGGGCUAGCCAGUCUCAACACGUUGGAGCUCUUCGAUAAUCGGCUCACGACAAUCCCCAAUGGAGCAUUCGAGUACUUGUCCAAGCUGAAGGAACUGUGGCUACGGAACAACCCCAUCGAAAGUAUACCAUCUUAUGCCUUCAACCGGGUCCCCUCGCUUCGAAGGCUGGAUCUAGGUGAGCUCAAGCGUCUGUCCUACAUUUCUGACGGAGCUUUCAAGGACCUGAGCAACCUGCGCUACCUGAACCUGGGAAUGUGCAACCUCAAGGAGAUCCCCAACAUCUUACCUUUGGUCAGGCUUGAGGAGCUAGAAAUGUCUGGUAACCAGCUCGCUGUUGUCAAGCCCAGCUCAUUUACAGGGUUAGUGAACCUCCAGAAGCUGUGGAUGAUGCAUGCCCAAGUCCAAACCAUCGAGAGGAACUCCUUCGAUGACCUUCAGUCGCUGGUGGAGCUCAACCUGGCUCACAACAACCUUACCUUUCUACCGCAUGACCUCUUCACGCCGUUGCAUCGCCUGGAGCGAGUCCACCUGCACCACAACCCCUGGAACUGCAACUGUGAUAUUCUGUGGCUCAGCUGGUGGCUGAAGGAAACAGUACCCGCUAACACCAGCUGCUGUGCACGUUGCCAUACUCCUACAGUCUUUAAAGGUCGCUACAUUGGAGAACUGGACCACAGCUACUUCCAGUGCGACGUUCCCGUUAUCGUGGAGCCACCCAGUGACUUAAACGUGACAGAAGGCAUGGGGGCGGAGCUUAAAUGCCGCACCAGCUCGCUGACCUCCAUCAGCUGGCUCACACCAAACGGCUCUCUGGUGACUCAUGGGGCUUAUAAGGUGCGUUUGUCUGUACUCAAUGAUGGGACCCUGAACUUUACCAGCGUCACAAUGCAGGACACUGGGACUUACACCUGCAUGGUUAGCAACACGGCGGGCAACAUUUCUGCCUCCGCCGUGCUUAACGUCACCUCCGUGGAAAACAGCGGGGUGACCUACUUCACCACAGUCACCGUGGAGACCAUUGAGCCCCCGGGGGAUGACAGCCAAACGCCGCUUCCACCUUUCGGCUGGGUGUCAUCGUCGACGACAAAAGGCACUCCCGUUUCCACAAGGACCACAGAGCGGACUUACACCAUUCCGGUUCUGGAUCUGGAUGGAGAAGGAUCCCCCAACGGCCUGGACGAGGUCAUGAAAACCACCAAGAUCAUCAUCGGCUGCUUCGUGGCCAUCACGCUCAUGGCCGCCGUCCUGCUGGUUAUUUUCUACAAGAUGAGGAAGCAGCAUAACCAGCAGGAUCCCGACGGGCCGGCCUCCUCCAUGGAGGUGAUUACGGUGGAGGAAGAGCUGGCGGGUGUCGCUGCUAUGGAGAGACACCUAUCGCUGCCCCCUCUGGAGCACUACAACCACUACAACACCUACAAGAGCACUUACCACCACCCUCCCAUGCUCAGUACCAUACACAGCUCAGCCACACAGGAACCUUUACUGAUUCAAGCCUGCUCAAAAGACAACGUACAAGAGACUCAGAUCUGAUCUUAAGUUUGACUAAAUAUCCAGUAUCAGCAGUUUCACACUUGGAGUACAAUGGACCAAAUAUGUGAAGAUAAAAGAUAAAUCAAAUGCCGUUGACUUGACAGAGUUGAUGUCGGCAAUUAAUCAGCAUUUGGCAAAGGGACGACAUAUGAUACUUUAACAAGUGUCUUUACAAAAACAAAGAUUAUUUAUUAAAAAUAUGUCUAGUGGCUAAAUGAAGAAAAACAAUUUGUGAUAGCUUUUUAGCUCAUUUUAUUUCUCUCUCUCUCUCUCUCUCUCUCUCUCUCUCUGUGUAAUACUGCACAAGGGGAAGAAUGGUUUCCUCAAAGUGAGAAAAGUAAAGGUUUAGGUGUGUAGAUUUUGGCCUUAAACUAAUAGAAUUUCAACACUUUGCUUUUACCUGAUGAUCGCGUUUACUUGCCAGUUGGUCACCGAGUCCAAUUUGGAGGAAGUUCAAGAGACAUAAAGCUGGUUUGUUGCCUCUCACCAUCAUAUUCUAGCUGUCACUUAACACAAAAUUAGAUCUCUUAAUGGCACGGCUCUGGAUGAUAUCACAGUGAAGUCAGCAUGCCUGAGGAGCGAAGCUGCUACGAGUAAAUGCGCAUUUCCCCCGUGGCUCCUAAACAACAGCCACGCAGCCUUCACUUCAAUUAAGAUUAAGGUCUUGCUCCCACUUUCCCCUCCUACAUUUUCUUUGCACUUCACCACUCCCCCCCCCCUUCCUUCUAAUCCUCCUCCCUUCUUCUUCAAUCCCACCCGUCUACCCCCUCUCUUAUUUCCUCCCUGUCCUCUCGCUUCUCCGAUUGUCUCGCCGUCAUGUUCCUCACCCCCUCGCCACGUCUCAUUUGUCUCGCUUUAUCCGCCAGGCGUGUGCCGCGCGACCGGCAAAGAAUAUUGCUUAGGAAAAUGAAGGGGAGCAUAAGGCUGUGGUCUGCGGCCUCUCCCGUUAACCCAGCCAUGAUCUACGUCCACUCAGUGUUGCGUUACCUUUGCCAUCACCCCGGGGUCGCGCGAGCUGAGGCGCUGAUAGUCCAUCUGUUAGUCCAGAUAAAGAGGCAAAUGAGGCUGCUUUGUAAUGUAGUGUGACCCUGUCCAAGUGACGGGGGCUAACGAAGCCAGUGGAGCAGCUAGAAAACCUGCAACAAAAUAAGGGGGAGAUGGGUUAUAGCCCAUUAAUCUGUAUCAGCAGUUCAUUUGCAGACUAACAGAGGAAAGCUGAUAAGAAAACAGCAUGAGACUUUUUCACUCUCCCCAUGCCCAACAUCUAAAGGAGGGGCACAGGCCUUUGAUAUUGAAGCGACCCCUGCUCGGUCUCAUUUUUGUUGGAGGGAAACACACACACACUUUGAUGCUGCAUCAUUUAUCAUAACAUUGUCUCUCCCGUCUGUUUGCACUUUGCUUUUUCAUUUAGUCUUUCAAAGAGGGGCGGCUUAGGGAAAGAGGAAGGUAGGAGCGAAAAGUGAAGAUGAAGAAGAAGAAGAGCUACCGGGGGUGGGGGGUGGGGGGUGAGGAGGUAGAAGGGAAGCCAGACUCACAACAGUCAUGAGGGGUCUUCAGAGAUAUUGCAGAUAUGAAGAGAGAGGAGUGAAAAAUAGAUAAGGAAUAAGGAGGCAAAAAAAAGAACUAGCCAUCAGCCUGUCGCCAUGGAAACAGUGACCUUGUGCAGAAAGUAAGAAGAGGUAGAUAUGCCUUUCGCUUUGGUCUCCGUGCAACAAGCAUAUUUUAAUUUCCCACCGGCGAUUUUCACAAAACGCGGCUGAUUAUCGACAAAAAGCGGCGUUAUGCGAUGCAUGUUUACGGAGGGGCUUUGGUUUUUUUGUUUGUUUUUUUGAAGGGAUUCGACCCACACACGAUGUCACUUCGCGUCUGUUUGAGUUAUUUAAAAUAAAUCUCCCUCAUAAAGCAGAAAAAUAGGACAAUUUUAACAGUGCGGCAGGCAGUUUCCACUCGCCUUAUUGACUUUCAUCUCUGUGAAAGACGGCUACCAUGGCUUAAAAAUAUGAGCCAAAACAAAGCGCUGUCACUCACAAAAUCAGAAGCUUCUGAUCAGCCCGGUCUCUUAAAACUCAUUCUUUUGUCUCCUACAACAGCAGUGGGAUGGCGAACAAACACAGAUGAGAAGCGAAAACAUGCAUUUAAAGACUGGUCCUCUGGUGGGGACAGAUGAAGCUGUAAAUGGAGCAAGAACAAUUGAAACAGAAACCUAUUCACCGGCAGCCCUUCGGGGAGCGUUAUGAAUGAUGGGAAUAGUACCGUCAGUGGUAAUGUCAGUGAGUAAACCAUUCUUUCCCUUUUCCACUGUUUCCUUUUUUCAAUGCUCAAUUCCUUUUCAAUGCUUUUGGUGGCUUAAUGAUUCAAUGUUGACGCUGGCUACAGUGAAAAAAAAAAGGUUCAGAUUUUUUAUAUAUAUAUUUGGGAAUGAGGGUUGUGAGUUCCUGAGAAUGAAUGGAAUAUCUCUGUGUUGGUAUUUGCUUUAGCAGGAUGGAAUUAUGCGGGGAGGAAAAAAAACGCCAGAAUGAAAUUAAGACUGACAAGCAGAAUGUUGGACUUGAAAUACCAGCAGAGUGAGCUUGAUUUUUUUGUGCGAAACCCUUAGCCAAGGUGAUCAAAUUCUUGUGUGUUAUUCUGCCAACUGUCCAUGUAUGGGGGGGGUUACUGUAAUGUGGGAAACGUUCUCUCUCAUUUUUGGAGAGAACAAUCAUCACACGGUAAAAAUUUCUACAAAAAAAAUAUUUUCAAAAACAUAAUGCAAAAAAAAAUCUUCAGAUCAUAAUUUUACAUGUGCUUCAAUUGUUAAAAAAAAGACAAAAAGCAAAACAAAAAGAAGAAAAAAAACAACAACACCAACAACGAGAGACUGUGCUUGUAAGGAGUCCAACUAAUUUCCCUGAGGAUGAUGUUCAAUUAUUGAUACCUGAGAUUGUAGUUCAUACUGUACAUGAAUACAAAUAAAAAUUGCAAUUCUUUUUUUUCCAA